AUGGGUUCCAACAGUGCCAUAUACAGCAUCCUUUUUUCCUUCUUCAUCACGUUGAAUGCUGUUUAUCAAUCUUCUGCAAUUGAAAUUGAAGCAAGCCAGACAGCAUCACUUUUUAUUAAUGCCUCUGAAACAUCAGCGAAGAAAAUACCCGAGACCUUGUUUGGCAUAUUUUUCGAGGAGAUUAACCAUGCUGGAGCUGGAGGAUUGUGGGCUGAGCUUGUCAGUAACCGAGGUUUUGAAGCUGGGGGUCCCAAUACACCUUCAAACAUCGAUCCCUGGUCUAUUAUCGGGGAUGAAUCGUCUUUAAUUGUAUCAACAGAACGUACAUCGUACUUUCCUCGAAAUAAAAUUGCUUUGCGAAUGGAGGUGCUCUGUGAUAAUGAAGGCACAAUUAUUUGUCCAGCUGGAGGAGUUGGUAUAUAUAACCCUGGUUUCUGGGGCAUGAAUAUUGAACAGGGGAAAACCUAUAAAUUGGUGUUCUAUGUUCGUUCAGAAGGAUCAAUUGAUUUAUCUGUGUCCUUGACGGGUUCAAAUGGAUUGCAGACAUUGGCUUCUGCUAACUUUAAAGAUUCUAAUGUUUCGAACUGGACGAAGAUGGAGGUUUUGUUGCAUGCACAAGGAACUGAUGCAAAAUCAAGACUUCAGCUCACCACGACCAGGAAAGGUGUUAUUUGGUUUGAUCAAGUAUCAUUGAUGCCUACAGAUACAUACAAGGGACACGGUUUUCGCAAUGACCUUUUUGAAAUGAUGCAAGAUUUGAGACCAGGAUUUAUCAGAUUUCCAGGUGGUUGUUUUGUCGAAGGUGAAUGGUUAAGAAAUGCGUUUCGCUGGAAAGCAACUGUUGGACCGUGGGAAGAGAGGCCUGGGCAUUUUGGUGAUGUUUGGCAUUACUGGACUGAUGAUGGUCUUGGCCAUUUUGAGUUUCUCCAGCUUGCUGAGGACUUGGGUGCAGCACCAGUAUGGGUUUUCAACAACGGGGUCAGUCACAACGAUCAAGUUGACACUUCCAGCGUCUUACCUUUUGUACAAGAAAUUCUAGAUGGUAUUGAGUUUGCUAGAGGCGAGCCUCAAUCAAAAUGGGGUUCUCUUCGAGCUUCAAUGGGACACCCGGAACCUUUUGAUUUGAAAUAUGUUGCAGUUGGGAAUGAGGAUUGCGGGAAGAAAAAUUAUAUUGGGAACUACCUCAAGUUCUACAAUGCUAUAAGAAAUGCAUAUCCAGACAUCAAAAUAAUCUCAAACUGCGAUGGUUCUUCUAAACCAUUGGAUCACCCCGCUGAUAUGUAUGAUUAUCAUAUUUAUACCGGUGCAAAUAAUAUGUUUUCCUCGGCACGAAAAUUUGACCAAGUCUCGCGCAAUGGUCCAAAGGCUUUUGUCAGUGAAUAUGCUGUGACUGGAAAUGAUGCUAGCAAUGGUAGUCUUUUAGCGGCUCUUGCUGAAGCUGGAUUUGUUAUUGGGCUUGAAAAGAACUGUGAUGCUGUUGAUAUGGCAAGUUACGCACCUUUAUUCGUUAAUACCAAUGAUAGAACGUGGAGCCCAGAUGCAAUUGUCUUCGACUCAGCACAGAUGUAUGGAACUCCUAGCUAUUGGAUGCAGCAUUUUUUCAGGGAGUCUAACGAGGAUAGCAAGAAAUACCUUAGAAUAAAGGUUGUGAAUUUCGGAAGCAACAACGUGACUCUCAAAAUAUUUAUUGAUGGAGUGGAGCUGAACUCGGUUCCAUCCCUUGGAUUGACAAAGACUGAAUUAACAUCUAGUAAUCUGAUGGAUGAGAAUUCUUUCCAAGCACCCAAGAAGGUGAUACCGGUUAGAAGUUCAAUGGAGGAUGCCAAGGGGAAAACCGACAUCGUGCUUUCUCCAUAUUCGUUUACUGCAUUUGAUUUGUUAAUGAAAUCAAACUAUAUCCAGAUCGUAGGAUCUGAUAACGCUGAUAAAUAUUCUCCAUAUUAA
Messenger RNA from Fraxinus pennsylvanica, 1944 nucleotides. The record is from the annotation of a GenBank genome assembly. NCBI's taxonomy places the organism in Eukaryota, Viridiplantae, Streptophyta, Magnoliopsida, Lamiales, Oleaceae.